This is a messenger RNA of Colletotrichum higginsianum IMI 349063, 1545 nucleotides long. RefSeq names its product FAD binding domain-containing protein. The record is from RefSeq and is a predicted model, not a curated record. Bases 1 to 1545 code for a protein of 514 amino acids. NCBI's taxonomy places the organism in Eukaryota, Fungi, Ascomycota, Sordariomycetes, Glomerellales, Glomerellaceae. Gene Ontology annotation, molecular function: FAD binding. The transcript has 3 exons.
AUGGUUUCGAAAGCCGCUUUUGGUGUUGCCUCUGGCCUCAUAAUUGCCAGCCUUUGCCAUGGAGAAGAGAUACCGGGCGCACUAGACGGAAAAAGCUCCGCCAUCGAGACCUGUCGGUUCUUGAGCAGAUCCCAUCCAGACAUCACCUAUUUCCCAAAUACGACGGACUACACCGCUGUCAAUGAAGAUUAUUUCACUGCCGCCAGCUGGCUGGGCCCAAGAUGUAUCUUCGCUCCGACCAACGCGGAGCUCAUGUCGUUGGCCGUCAAAGUCCUGCGGAAGACCAACGUUCCGUUCGCUCUCCGUGGAGGCGGACACAUGCCCAUCGCCGGCUCCAACAACAUCGAUUCGACGGGCAUUCUCCUCUCGAGCUCCAACCUGAAGCAGCUCCGUCUCUCCAGGGACAAGUCCACCGUUUUCGUCGAGCCCGGCAACGACUGGGGGGAUGUGUACAGAUUCCUGGACCCUCAUGGACUCUCUGCGGUAGGUGGGCGUCUUGGUAUCGUCGGCGUGCCGGGAUUCCUGCUCGGCGGGGGCAUUUCGUUCUUUGGCAACGAGCACGGAUGGGCCUCUGCAAAUGUGAAGAGCGUCAAGGCUGUACUUGCCGAUGGGAAGAUUGUCACGGCCACGGCCGACAACAAGUACUCAGAUCUCUUCUGGGCCCUGCGAGGUGGGGGUAACAGCUUCGCCAUCGCGACGGAGUUCGAGCUGAAUGCCGUCAAGGCUCCGGUAGUGACCGUUGGAAACGCCAUUUACGGAGUCGGCCUACGCGACAAGUUCCUUGACAGCGUGUUCGACUUCGCCUUGGACGGAACCCUGGACAAGAAAGCCGCAGUAAUCCCCAACGUUCACUGGUCGGGAACCUCACCGGAUCACCCAUUCUAUGCGUCCUACCUCUUCUACAACGGAAACAACACUCGCCCAAGCGCUCUGGCCAACUUCACAGGCGCGAGUCUCGCCGGAAACCUCGAAGACUUCAAGGCCCGGACCAUGGGUGAGUGGGCAACGGCUGGUGACGGCGAGCUCGAGGCAAUCCACGGCCUGCACUUUCGCUUCCACAUUGUCUCGAUCGUAGCGAGCAAGGAGGCAAUGCGAAUCAUCCACGACACCUUCCUCUCCUUCGCCCAGGAGCAUCUUGUCAGUAUCCCGGGUAUCGGCACCACGCUGACGUUCAUGCCGAUAUCUGAAUCGUUUCUCACUACCCGAAGAGGCGGGGGCCCACGCGGCGAUCCCAUGGGCAUCGAUGCAUCCAAGGCCCCGUUCAUCUGGGUCGAAGAGAGCAUCAUAUUUGCGAGAGGCGAGGACGAGGAGCGUGCCACAUGGUUCCUGGAGAUUACCAAUAAGGAGAUCCAGGCUAGGCUGAAGCCUCUGAACGUGGGAACUCCGUACUUGUAUCUCAACGAUGCCGACAAGAACCAGCCGGUGUUCGAGGGGUAUGACAGGGCCAACUUGAGGCGUCUCCAGGGAAUCAGGGCCAAGUAUGACCCUGAUAUGGUCUUCACCAAACAGAUGCCAGGGGGGUUCAAGGUUGCCGGUGUCCGCUGA